Molecule: messenger RNA, 4056 nt
Organism: Diaporthe amygdali
Lineage: Eukaryota; Fungi; Ascomycota; Sordariomycetes; Diaporthales; Diaporthaceae
Product: mfs sugar transporter protein
Exons: 11
Coding region: 1-4056 (1351 amino acids)
Biological process (GO): DNA-templated transcription; transmembrane transport; carbohydrate transport
Cellular component (GO): membrane
Molecular function (GO): DNA-binding transcription factor activity, RNA polymerase II-specific; carbohydrate:proton symporter activity; DNA binding
Source: RefSeq, a predicted model, not a curated record
AUGUCGGAACUCAGACAUCAGCCUUCGGACGACGGCUCACCGGCCUCGAUUGCUAGCCGCCGGCUGCCCACUCGAGUAUCCAACGCGUGCAGUAGGUGCCGUCGGAACAAGAGCAGGUGUGACUCGUUCAGGCCAUGCUCCCUCUGCGUGCGAGCCAACGCCGAUUGUGAGGAGGCAACUUUAGACAAGAUCCCGAAAAGCGGAGCCAAGAUUCGCAGCGAGCGUCGUGUGUCUAAAUUGCGAAAACGGCCUCAUUUUGCAAGUAUUGAAGAUGACCGCUCUGCAGCCACUCUUCCGACGGAGCAGCUUUCGUCUCCGCAGGAAGAAGGAGCCGCAGGUAGUGUUGAAAGCGAUUAUGCUACAGACCUGAGGGAUCGAGGCACCUCGUGGGUGCCGCUGGACUACGGGGAGACUGAAUCGGCAAUGGGCAUCGCUCGAAAGAUUUAUCGUCUAGGAAGCCAAACAAUUGACGAAAACCACACAUCAGCUAUCCCGGACGGUGGAGCAGGUUCCCGAACCCCUCUUAUGAGGAACGGCUACCAUCGUCUGCCGAUAUCCACUAUCGUUGGAGGUCGUUUCCCUGACACUGUCACAAUUCAUCUGCUAUUGGAGGAAUAUUUUGAGGCGGUCUACUGGUUCUCCCUCGUCAUAUACGAACCCAAAUUUCGCCGACAACUUCAGUCGAUCGAGGAUGGCUAUGCGCACCCUGCCGAAGCCCCGUUUCUGACGCUGCUGUCGACAGUACUGGGUAUGGCGGCAUGGUACCAAUCAAAAAAGGCUAGCCAGGACGGAACUCAAGACUGGAGGUUAUGGAGUGACGAUUUGUUCAAGAUUGUGGAGAUGCGACUGGUUCAGAUAAUGGACCAACGCUCAGUAUCAGCAGUGCAGACCCUCAUCUUAUUAGGAUCACAUUAUGUGUAUCAUGGUCGACCAAAUCUGUCCUUCGCCCUACUAGGGGCCACCAUCAAGAUGUCUCAUGCUUUGGGCUUGCAUCACAGCAAGGUGCACGGGUCUGUCGACGACGUCGAAGAGCGAAAACGAGUAUGGUGGACUAUCUACACGUGGGAUAGAUUUGCCUCUAUCUCGUAUGGGCGUCCACUUAGCAUAAAUGACGAAGACUAUAACGUCGAGAUGCCCGCAGAGUUCACCGAGUCACCAUUCUUCAGGCCGGAUGCAGCUCACAAAGAAACGGCUAGGGUUUGCUAUUCACCGUAUCAGAGGGAACUGACCAAGUUAUAUCUCAUCACAUCCCCAGCCCUGAAGAAGAUAUUCGGCUCUUUGUCCGCGCGCUCAACAUGCCAAUACUUCGAUUCGGAGCAUCGAUUGCUAAUCAGCAAUGUGACCCAGCGCCUCUCAUCCUGGCGCCGCCACUUGCCGUCAGAGCUGUGUCUGGACUUGAAACGGGACUACACUCCAGCCUCCACGGCAUGGAGCACACGGGCGUGUCUCUUACAGUCUCUAUCCUUGCAGUUGACAUUUGACAACUUGUUGAUUGUGCUGCAUCGGCCAUUUCUGGCUCGCCAGAUUGAAAAUUUGUCUUUGAGCAGUCCAGGACCCAACGGAAGCGUCUCGGAAAUGAUUUCGCCGUCAGCAAACCACACAGUGCCACAGACGCUGACCUCUCGGGCCAGUAUUCAUUCAUCUCACGGAGACCAGGACUCCAGAGUCGAGGCAAGUGCGAUUUCAGAACAUUGUUGGGACGCGGCAGUCAGGACCGCCAGCGUGACCGAGCUGCCGCAGCUCACUCAGCUUGCCACGGACAGCCACCUCGUGGCAUUUAUAGCCAUGAACCUGUUUAAUGCCGCGAUUGUGCUGAUCCUGGUAGCUCUCUCGGACCCGCUUUCUGACCAAGCCCAAGCGGUCAAACGGCCUAUUACUAGGGUAUUCCGGUUGGAAGAGCUGCUGGGUCUGAGGUCGUCGCUGUCUAGCCAAAGUAGCGUCGUGUUGAAGAAUCUCAUACGUCUGCUUCUUCGGCGUGAGAGCGAGGCUAUGAUCGGACCAGCUGCCCCACCCUCAGGAGUCGUAAACAACGCCGUGGUAACACUGCCUCAUGGUGACGUCGACUCGAGUUGCGCACUGCCGGAGAGGGCCUGUCCUACCCAGUCGGAAUCCGUAAUCAAUAUUUUGGUUCACGGGACUGAGCAAGGACACGGUUCCGACCCGAGCUUUGCAGAACGCCUGAAUCAAAGUCUAGCUUCGGUCCAGCAGAUUAUUCCACCAUUUCAGGACGAAUACUUGGAGCCUGGCGUUGAUCACUUUCCAAGAAAUGAUGGCGCGCUAACCGGAGGUUUCGAAGUGGAACCGGUUCCCCUGGCUUCGCAAGUCCAGACGCUGGCCAAUGACUCGCUUGGCGCACGGCUACGGUUCCGGCGGAUGCUGAAUCUUCUCCAGUGCCCAGGUGCCCCGAUUCUCAUGACAGGGGCAGGAACUAUGGAGAAGCCACCUGCGCCAACGCUUUUGGAGUCCGCUCCUGUUCUUUCCAAUCUCACAGAUCUACCGUCACCACCUGUCUCAUGGCUCGAAGCGAAGGUCAAGCCGAAGGUAGUCCAUGCUCGCUAUCCUUUUAGGGGAAAACCUCUGCUAUGGAUGACUUGCGCUUUCGGCAGUCUAGGUGAUGCCCUAUUUGGCUAUGAUCAGGGUAUUGUUGCCGGACUUUUGGUCAAUCCGGUGUUCCUCAAGAAAUUCUUUGCGGACUACGGAGGUGUCGAGGGGUCGAGUGACAACAUCAAUCCAUCCAUCACAGGCAUCCUCGUCGCGUGUCUGCAGGUCUCGGCCGCUAUUGGCUCCCUCAUCGCUGGCAAUGUUGGCGACAUGAUUGGGAGGAAGCGAUGCGUCCGGCUGGGAGGCUUCAUCUACUUUGCUUCCGCCUUCAUUCAAGCCUUCGCGCCCGACUUCGCGACUUUUGUCGCCGGCCGAACUAUCCAGGGAUUUGGCGUUGGAUUUCUCUCCAUGACUGUCCCUGUCAUUCAGACCGAAAUUGCCGCACCGCACCGUCGUGGCCUUAUGGUAGGCGUUGAAUACACAUUCCUUAUUGGAGGUUAUGCACUCUCAACAUGGGUCGAUUUCGGCUUCUACCAUCUCGUCCCGAAGAGCGAGUCGUGGCAGGGUCCGUACUUCAUCCAGAUGGGUCUCGCCUUCAUCCUGUUCGCUAUGUCCUUCAUACUCCCGGAGACACCCCGUUGGCUCGCUCGGAACGGCUUCACCCAGGAAUGCCUUCAGACAGUCGCCGAUCUGCACACACCAGAUGGUGACACACAGGCGGAGCACGUCCAGAAAGUCAUGCUCGAAAUCAGCGAAGCGGUGCGCUACGAAGCAACACUCGGGCAAUCUUCGUGGCGGGAGAUGUUCACGCGCUAUCGAAAGCGUACCAUUGUCGGAAUCACCGCGCAAAUGUUCGCCCAACUCAACGGCAUCAACGUCAUAUCCUUCUACCUGCCCACAACCUUGGCCAGGGCUGGCAUGAGCCAGUCAAAGUCCUUGCUCUACACAGCAGCAAACUCGCUCCCUUACGUAGCCGCUACAACCCUGUCCUGGUGGCUAGCUGAUAAAUGGGGGAGACGUCCGCUGUUGAUUCUUGGUGGUAUCCUUAUGGCAAUCGCCUUGAGUAUAGUGUGCGCCUUCACCGAGGCACAUAUACGCGAUAUCACUGUGCGUGCUAACGGCAUUUACGCCUUCGUGGUUAUCUACAAUGCAAUCUACGGGUUCACGUGGGGUCCCAUGCCCUGGUUGCUCCCAGCUGAGAUAUUUCCCCUACGUGCCCGUAGUAAAGGCAUGGCUCUUGCCACAUGUUCGAAUUGGGUGUUCAACUUCGCCAUCGGCAUGUCGGCCCCUGACGCAUUCGCGGGAAUUGGAGGUUACUACUACGUUGUCAUCGCGGGGUUCUGUCUGAUCUCGGUGGCUUUGGCUAAAUUCUAUUAUGUUGAGACGGCUAAUCACACUCUUGAGGAGAUUGCGCUAGCCUUCGGCGAUAAGGCCUUUGUAAACGACAGUGACACGGUAUCCAACGCCGCGCACUUAGGCGAAGAUGGGAUGAAGGCUUCCGCGAGCGGCGUCUGA